Messenger RNA from Paramecium tetraurelia, 567 nucleotides. RefSeq lists its product as uncharacterized. NCBI's taxonomy places the organism in Eukaryota, Ciliophora, Oligohymenophorea, Peniculida, Parameciidae. The record is from RefSeq and is a predicted model, not a curated record. The transcript has a single exon.
AUGUCAAUCCUUAAUAAAUUAUACAACAAGAUUUUCUUAAAUUAUCAUUUACUACAAAAUUUCUUCCUCCUAAAUCAUAGUUUUAAUGAGAGAUUUUACAUCCAUCUUAUAUAGUUUCAAAAUUUUCAGGUUUAAUACAAGAAUAUUUAACUUAGAGAUGUUAAAAAAUCAAAUUAGGCUAUACUAUCUUACUAUCUUUGUUGUUAUUAUAAAUUGGUGAAAUUAAUGGUUCAUUAGUCAUUUUUCUAUUCAACUUUGAGAAAAUUAUUGAUUUAAGCUUAAUGCUCGGGAUAACAAUUAAUUUUAUCAUACAUCCAUAAUUCAUAUCUAAUGCUAUUCAAAUAUGAGCUUAUGAACUUGUAGAAAGUAGUUUUCUUCUCUAAAGGUCUUAAGAAGUCAGUGAUCUUCUUGCUCAUUGAAUGGUUUAACAAUAAAAUUAAUAAAAAAAUGAAAUCAAAAUAACAAUAGACUCCUAAUACACAUUCUGAGGUCUUUCAAGAAUUACAUAGGGAAGAUGAAUUCAGUGAGUCCAUAGGCAAGAUGCCAAAACUUGUGUUUAGACUGUGA